Messenger RNA from Trichogramma pretiosum, 1462 nucleotides. RefSeq names its product gastrula zinc finger protein XlCGF57.1-like. Gene Ontology annotation, molecular function: RNA polymerase II cis-regulatory region sequence-specific DNA binding; DNA-binding transcription factor activity. Gene Ontology annotation, biological process: regulation of transcription by RNA polymerase II. The transcript is spliced from 5 exons. Lineage: Eukaryota; Metazoa; Arthropoda; Insecta; Hymenoptera; Trichogrammatidae. The record is from RefSeq and is a predicted model, not a curated record. The coding region runs from base 74 to 1462 and encodes 462 amino acids.
UUAGUUAUCCCGUGCAGUUCCCUAGAUCAUCACACAGAGAGGUUAAUUUCUAGUGAAAUUCCACACGAGAAAGAUGCCCCGCAGAUGUCUAUUUAACUGUACCAGCAGCGUGAAAGAGGAACCUAGCAAUGUUUUGCCGAAUGAAAAUGAUUGGGAAAAGAUUGACGAGAAACCCGAUCUCGAGAGCUUCCAACUCUUACCACAUCUGCCAGAAAAUUCGACCGAUAACCUUCGUAAUUUUGAUAAAAAUCAUGACAGUGAAUUUGAUGACGAAGUAAAAAUUAUCGUUGAAUGUGAAGACGUCAAGCCCAACAUUAAUUCGUUAAAAGUUGAAAAAGUUGACGAUGAUUCCGAAAAUCACUUGCAGAGUAUGAAGUGCAGCGAUGAUUAUAAAACUAAAAACAUAAUUAAAAUAGAACCUUUGGUGUCAGUAAAACAAGAAAUUGUGGGUGACACUGAAGAGAAAUCGAAUUUGAUAUUCGACCCUAUGCUUGUCGAACAGAUAGAAAAACAAAGAGUUACAAAAAAACUCAACAAAGAUCGUAACCUCAAAACCCACAUCGAUUCGGUACAUCAUAAAAUUACGCAUGCAUGUGUUAAAUGUGGCAAGAAAUUUUCAUACAAGUAUACUCUCAAAAAGCACAUCGACUUUGUACAUAAUGGUAUUACUCAUGCUUGUGUUAUAUGCGGAAAGACAUACUCAGACAAGAGUACUCUCAAAAAACAUAUCGAUUCGGCUCAUAGUGAUGCCCCACCUACUUGUGAUAUAUGUGGAAAAACAUUCUUAAGUAAGAGUAAUCUCAAGAAUCACAUACACAAGGGUGUCAUCCAUAUUUGUGAUGUAUGUGGCAAAAAAUUUUCACGAAAGAGUCAUGUCAAAAUCCAUAUCAAUAUCGUGCACAAUGGUAUUAGACACGCAUGUGAUAGUUGCGGAAAGAAAUAUUCUGAAAAGAGUAGUCUCAAAGCCCACAUUGAUUCAGUGCACAAUGGUAUUACUCAUGCUUGUGUUAUAUGCGGAAAAAAAUUCUCAACAAAGGGUCAUCUCAAAAACCACGUCGAUUCGGCGCAUAGUGAUACCCCACCUACUUGUGAUAUAUGCGGAAAGACAUUCUCAAGUAAGAGUAAUGUCAAGACACACAUUGACGUGGCACAUAAGGGUGUCACCCAUACUUGUGAUGUAUGUGGCAAGAAAUUUUCACAAAAGAGUCAUGUCAAAAUCCAUAUCGGAAAGAAGUUCUCAGAGAAUGGUAGGCUCAAAAAACACAUCGAUUCAAUGCACAACAGUGUUCAUGCAUGUGAUAUAUGCCAAAAGACAUUCUCAGACAAAAGUAAUCUCAAGAAGCACAUCAAUUCGGUGCACAAGCAAAUCCGACAUGCAUGUGAUACUUGUGGAAAAAAGAAGAGGAAGAGUAAUCUCAAGAUCAACGCCAAUCAGGUGCAACAAUCACGUACUAAAACUUGA